AUGACCCAGUUCUUGAACAUGUUUCCGAUCUCCCAGAAGAUUGAUGACAAAAAUCAACGAGUCGAGAGUACCAAAAAUAAGUCUAGGCCAUAUAAAGAAGUGUCUAGGCCAUAUAAAGAUGUGUCUAGGCCAUAUAAAGAAGUGUCUAGGCCAUAUAAAGAUGUGUCUAGGCCAUAUAAAGAUGGGUCUAGGCCAUAUAAAGAUGGGUCUAGGCCAUAUAAAGAUGGGUCUAGGCCAUAUAAAGAAGUGUCUAGGCCAUAUAAAGAAGUGUCUAGGCCAUAUAAAGAUGGGUCUAGGCCAUAUAAAGAUGGGUCUAGGCCAUAUAAAGAAGUGUCUAGGCCAUAUAAAGAAGUGUCUAGGCCAUAUAAAGAUGGGUCUAGGCCAUAUAAAGAAGUGUCUAGGCCAUAUAAAGAAGUGUCUAGGCCAUAUAAAGAAGUGUCUAGGCCAUAUAAAGAUGGGUCUAGGCCAUAUAAAGAUGGGUCUAGGCCAUAUAAAGAAGUAUCUAGGCCAUAUAAAGAAGUGUCUAGGCCAUAUAAAGAUGUGUCUAGGCCAUAUAAAGAAGUGUCUAGGCCAUAUAAAGAUGGGUCUAGGCCAUAUAAAGAUGGGUCUAGGCCAUAUAAAGAUGGGUCUAGGCCAUAUAAAGAUGGGUCUAGGCCAUAUAAAGAUGGGUCUAGGCCAUAUAAAGAAGUGUCUAGGCCAUAUAAAGAUGGGUCUAGGCCAUAUAAAGAUGUGUCUAGGCCAUAUAAAGAUGGGUCUAGGCCAUAUAAAGAUGGGUCUAGGCCAUAUAAAGAAGUGUCUAGGCCAUAUAAAGAUGGGUCUAGGCCAUAUAAAGAUGGAUCUAGGCCAUAUAAAGAUGGGUCUAGGCCAUAUAAAGAUGUGUCUAGGCCAUAUAAAGAUGUGUCUAGGCCAUAUGAAGAUGUGUCUAGGCCAUAUAAAGAUGUGUCUAGGCCAUAUAAAGAUGGGUCUAGGCCAUAUAAAGAUGUGUCUAGGCCAUAUAAAGAUGUGUCUAGGCCAUAUAAAGAUGUGUCUAGGCCAUAUCGAUUUUAUUCGUGA
Messenger RNA from Biomphalaria glabrata, 1053 nucleotides. Its product is annotated as microtubule-associated protein futsch-like. Bases 1 to 1053 code for a protein of 350 amino acids. The transcript is spliced from 2 exons. The record is from RefSeq and is a predicted model, not a curated record. NCBI's taxonomy places the organism in Eukaryota, Metazoa, Mollusca, Gastropoda, Planorbidae.